GCGCUGUUUUGCUGAUGACUCCAGUUGAACCCUGAGCAUACCUGCAACAUGGCGCAAGAACAGCCGACCAACUAUGGCGAGCAGUGGUUUGCCGAGGCUGCCGAACGCUGGGGUGAGAUGCCCGUCGUCAUCGAGUGCAACCUCAACGCUCUCAAGGAAAUGGAGACCCAAAUCAACAAGCGGGGCCUCGACUGGAAGCAGCUCUCCGUCCUCGAAGUGGGCUGCGGCGCUGGCGUGCUUUCGCUGGAGCUUGCUGCCCGGGUCAAGGACGUUCUGGCUGCCGAUCCGUCUGCAGCCAUGAUCGCAAAGCUCAAGGAGCGUCAGGCCAAGGCGGGUGUCACGAACGUCGAGACGCUCAACGAGGCCAUUGAGCGCACCGAGCAGCUUGAGCCAGCCUCGCGAGACAUUGUGGUCAUUUCCCUCACUCUGCACCAUGUGGCCAAGGUGGAGGAGCUCUUGGCAGCUGUGCGCCACUGCCUAAAGCCCGGUGGCCUCUUCUUCAUUUUUGACUUUGAGCGCAUGGAAGACCAAUCCAACUUUCACGAUGACUUUGAUACCACCGCGGCCGGCGUCCACCACACGUCAGGCUACGACCGCGCCCUGCUGACGGAGAUGCUUGCCCCGCACGACCUCAAGGUGGUGCACGCCGAGAAAUCCUUUAUGAUGACCAUCCCCAAAGAAAUGAUGGACCAAGCCAAGAAGACAGAGUCAGAGGGUCACGGUCAUGAGCAUGGCCACAGCCACGGCCAUGGACAUGGUCAUGGUCAUGGUCAUGGUCACGGCCACGGGCAUGGCAACACUGGCCCCUUUCCCAUCCUUUGUGCCGUAGCAGAGCGUGUGUAGAACCAUUUGACCAAAUCUCUUCUGAAACUGAAUUAACAUGUAAAAAAAAAAA
Molecule: messenger RNA, 895 nt
Organism: Monosiga brevicollis MX1
Lineage: Eukaryota; Choanoflagellata; Craspedida; Salpingoecidae
Exons: 6
Coding region: 49-843 (264 amino acids)
Molecular function (GO): S-adenosylmethionine-dependent methyltransferase activity
Source: RefSeq, a predicted model, not a curated record